This is a messenger RNA of Cyanistes caeruleus (blue tit), 740 nucleotides long. The record is from RefSeq and is a predicted model, not a curated record. NCBI's taxonomy places the organism in Eukaryota, Metazoa, Chordata, Aves, Passeriformes, Paridae.
CCACCUUUCCCCUCCCCACCUCCCGAACCGCACCUCUCUUCCCGAUUUUUCAUCUUUUCCUCCUGCUUUUUAUCGCUUUUACCGUUUUUUAGCGUUCUGCGGAGAGCUUUGGAUAAAAUCGCCGAGAUCAAAUCGCUGCUGGAGGAGCGCCGCAUCGCGGCAAAAAUCGCCGGGAUUUACAGCGAGGCGGAGCCGCCCAGGAAGACGAUGAGGAGGGGGGUGCUGAUGACGCUGCUGCAGCAGUCGGCCAUGACGCUGCCGCUGUGGAUCGGCAAGCCCGGGGAAAAACCCCCUCCCCUGUGCGGGGCCGUGCCGGCCGCCGGCGACUACGUGGCCAAACCCGGGGACAAAGUGGCCGCCAGGGUGAAAGCCCUGGAAGGGGACGAGCAGUGGAUCCUGGCCGAGGUGGUCAGCUACAGCCACGCCGCCAACAAGUACGAGGUGGACGACAUCGAUGAGGAAGGGAAGGAGUGAGUGAUAAAAAAAUAUCGGUGAAAUUCUCUGCAAAGCGCCCCAAAAUCUGCUUAAAUUCCCGGGAUUUCUUGGCAUCUCCACAGCUUCCACGUCUUUUCCCAAUGUUUUCACAAAUUCCCACCCCCCCCCCAAAAAAUUCCCUCGGGCUUCUCCAGGUUUUCUCAGUGUUCCCUCAAAAUCUCCAAACCUCUCCGUAUGGCCCCAAAAAAAUCCCCUCAAACCUCCCUGAAACAUCCCAAAAUCCCCGUUUUUCCCCUCAAAUCCCC